Molecule: messenger RNA, 3313 nt
Organism: Dicrocoelium dendriticum
Lineage: Eukaryota; Metazoa; Platyhelminthes; Trematoda; Plagiorchiida; Dicrocoeliidae
Source: the annotation of a GenBank genome assembly
AAUCCGCACGGCGCAUUUUCGGUCUAUUUAGAGUUCGUUACUUCGAUACUUUAGCUUUCCCACUGUCUCACCUACUAGUGUCUAGCUGAAAAGCUGUGUUUCAUCUAAUGUCCACUAAAUGCUCCGUGUGCGGCGCAUCGGCCCAAACUAAUUCGAACAGCAUUAUCACAUGUGGUGGCUGUGCUUUAGCAGUGCACGAAGGUUGCUAUGGCGUCAAAAGGGAGUUCUGCCACGAUAAAUGGUUCUGUCGCAAAUGCGAAUCGCAAGUUCGGAUAAGCAAAAUUCGAUGCGAUUUGUGUCCCAUCAAAGAUGGUGCCUUCAAGCGUUGUCGUGGUGCAAGAUACGGCUGGGCCCAUAUACUCUGCGCCGUUUAUAUCGAUGGGAUCUAUUUUGAAGAUCCCGACAACAUGGAUCUGAUACUUUUGUGUGACGUUUCACCCGAUCGCUUCGGUCGACCUUGUGUCUUUUGUGAACGGAAUCAGCGCAGUUCCCAGGCAAAUCAUGGCGUUUGUAUCCAGUGUGCUACGAAAAGUUGCCGCGUUUAUUUCCACGUCACUUGCGCCUCACUCGAAGGACUGUUGUCUGAACUUCCUUGGUCUGACGCUGAUUCGACGACCUCAUUGGCGCGCGUCAUAACUCGAACGCUUCCCGCGGAGCAAACAUCCUUGGCUCAAAUCGAUACAACUACUUUUGGAACGAGCACCUGUCAUCGUGAUGGUGUCUCUUGCCCGCUUCCCACUGAUAGCACCAAACGUUUUUACGGAUUUUGCUCUUUACGCCAUAAAGAGAACUUUUUAUCUGCGCUAUCCGCUGCUCACCAGUCGUCUACAGCAACACCUGCGGUCAGUUGUCCAACGUCUAGUAACGAUCCGCUCGGUCGUAUAGCAGUGGGAGAUGGUGCCUCUAUAGAUUUUGCUGCCGAUAACGGGGAUGUACUUCAGAAAGACACGCAGCCUUCUUUUGGUCAUCUUCCUACAAGUCGCAUGGUGGCCGCUUUGGGCGAACCGACAUCACCUCUCCAAAGCGGCUCCAUCUGUGCCACACCUCCCGUAGAGUUGGGAACUCAUCCCAACACGAACGUACCUCAGCCAACGCCCAUCAGAGAGCUCUCCGGAUUAACAACCGAGACAAAUACUGAAUCCGUGGGGAAUGAAAUCAAACAAUCAGGAGAAAAUUGCGUUGAACUACUCCCGAAUUCCCGCUCUCCACCGACUGUCACCCUAGCCUCGUCUGCACCAUCAGACAUCUCGCUCGACCAAACACAAAAUUGCAAUUCCUCUGUCUCAUACAGCUUUUCAAACGUACGAACCACAACAACUACAACUUCUCAUCCAACAGCGAUGGAUUGCGACCUCUCACAAUCUACAGCGGAAAUGAAACGUGUUCCGGAGAAGUGCACCGUGAACGCCCACUCUGGGAAGCUGCGCAGAAGAAAGAAGACAGCACACCUAAAUGCAGCUAAAGAAACGAGGUUCCCACCACAACGUCCGCUCCCGUUACGUGGAUCGAUGGUGUCAUUUGGAAACACAACAAAACCCUUACUUUGUUCGUCCAAACAACCCCAACUCUCCUCCACCGACUGUCCACUUGACCGAGAUGGUCGUCCUGCACCCCUUCUCACAAUGGAGGACUUGCUCGAGUGGCAAUGGAAUCAGGCUGGCAAUCUGCUUAUGCAUCACGUAGAUGGCACUGAUGUUGUUUCUCUCUUAGACAGCCUGCAUAAAUUAAAGUCCGAGAACGAUUCGUUGGAAUCCAAGCUGCUCCGUCUCAAAACUAGAUAUGAACAUUUACGUUCUGUCAACUUGCGGCUAUCUGCUUCUCUCUCCGCCAUGGAAUCUGCAUCCACUGCUCCAUCCAACGUGGGAAACGUCCCAUCGUAUUUCCCUUCACUGACUGCGAAUGAAUCAUCGCAACAUAAUAACCAUGUUCACAGACCGCGCCUGAGUGAGCCAAGUGACACUGAUCCUCCCGUGACGAAGUUCCGGCAUGAUGCCGUCUGGCAUUCGCUGGAGUCUGCCCCAACGCGUCCGUCAAAUAGCCACCGUGAUUGCUGCCCUACUUCAAAUGACCCACAGCCGAGCCCCCGAUCAACGGCAACACUGGUGGUUUCGCGUCCGAUAGUUUGCUCUUCCAAUCAGUCCACCUUCAUGCAUGCUGUCCCGCAGCACACGGUUCUGCAAUCUCCUGUGGUCAGUUGCCGGAUGAUUGAAACAUCCAGCUCGUUGCAGUCCCCGUCCUCGAAAAACGCAAAUGCGAUGCCCCAAGCAAAUAGUGAUUCGUACUCAUCAGUCUACACUUCAAAACAUGGAAGUCAGCAACACACUCGGCGACACACCACAGCAAGACAGCGGCCAGAAGACACCAAUCGAGAGAAACCUAGGGCGAACGUUCAAAACCAACAGAAUACCUACCUCCCCAACCGUCCGAUCGAUUAUCUGGUAUACGAGCAACCUGCACGAGUUUUAUUCGGGAAAUCCGGUAACUCCCAGGAACUACAAUUUGUUUUACUUUUCAGCAAGAACUCAGUGCGCGCCUCUCUUCUGCAAUCGCUGCGCGUCAGCCUUCUGCUUCGGUCAAAGCCGGAUGCAUACCUGAGCCGCGAAACACUUCAAGGGAACACGAAAAAUCAGGACCCUACAGAUCACCAGAGAUUUCGCCCAGAAGCACCAAUGCGAUUCAUUUCAGACCGGUACGCACGGAGAAAACGGUGAAAUCCGAUGAGCUCAAUCUCGACUUUUUCAAUCUACAUGCGGUUCCUCGAGACCCGACGCCGUCCGCUGCUCAGCUUGUGGAGAUGACACCGGCGGAAACUCGCGAGAAGACAAUCAAGCCACCACAUUUGGUCCACUCUUCGAGCCCGAAGAUAGCCCUAAACGUCAGCAUCGCAUCAACAGAGAGUUGCAUCACGGUUAGUGGCGGUGUUGGACAUGAAGUCUCACAACGGAUUGCAAAGGACCGCCUUGCAUUCAUCAAACUGAUACACCUAUGGCGUCGUCGUGAUGUCAAUCUCAAGCUCAAGGGCAGGGUGUACAAUGCUUCCAUCUGUGCAGUAUUCUUGUACUGCUGUGAGACUUGGCCUAUUCGCUCGGAAGACAUGAAGCGGCUGUCAGUCUUCGACCGUCGCUGUCUACGAAGGACUGCUCGGGUGUGGUGCCAACACCACGUAAGCAACGCAGAGGUCCGAGACCGAGUGCUUGGAACGAGUAGUGCCAGUCUUCAGAACAUUAUUCUCCGACAUCGCUUGCGUUGGCUCGAACACCUUUUGCACAGCCCAUCGCCUUCCACGUCAAGCGCUACUUGCACUCCCAGGGAG